AUGGGGAACUUACUUUCCUCCAACGAUUUCCCGGUACAAGGCAGAACCGUGGUGAUCGCCGGUGGCUCCCAGGGCAUGGGCCUCGCAGCUGGACGCCAGCUUGCCGAGCGGGGCGCAGACGUCGUGAUCGUCGCGCGCGACCAGAGCAAGCUGCGCGAAGCGUUCGAGUACAUACGGCAAGGCGCCCCGGAUCCCCAGGCCCAGCGCUUCCUCCAGAUCAGCGCCGACCUGACCUCGCCGUCCGAGUCUGUGCGCGUCAUCGCCGAGGUAGUGGCAUGGAACCAUGGGCAUCCGCCAGAUAUCGUGUGGUGCUGUGCGGGCAGCUCGCAUCCGACGCUGUUCGUGGACACACCCGUGGCGGAGUUCAAGACCCAGAUGGAUAGCAAUUACUUCACGAGUCUGUACAUGGCACACGCGACCAUGACUUCCUGGCUCAAGAUACCACACAAGAACCUCGUCGACCCCGCCAGACCUGCUUCAUCUUCAUUGCCGGCGCGCCAUCUCAUCUUCACCGCCUCCUUCCUGGCAUUCUACAGCUUCAGCGGCUACUCGUCUUAUAGCCCAUCCAAAGCAGCGCUGCGCUCCCUCUCCGACAGCCUGUCCCAGGAGAUGAACUUGUACUCUGCGGCCCAUCCUAGUGAGCCGCGUGUUCGUGUCCACACUGUGUUCCCUGCCACGAUCCUGACGGAGGCUUACGAAGCCGAGAAUCUUAUCAAGUCCGACCUGACCAAGGUGCUGGAGGAAGGGGACGGCGGACAGACCCCCGAGCUCGUGGCUGCUAGGAGCAUCAAGGCAUUGGAGAGCGGACAGGAGCUCAUCACCACAGAUCUGCUGACGGGACUGGUCAAGAGAAGCAUGCUAGGAGGCAGUGUACGCGGUGGCUUCUGGAGGGCAAUGGGAGACUGGAUCCUUGCUUGUGUGAUGGGUCUCGUAAUGAUAUUCGUGAGGGACGACAUGGAUCGAAAAGCAAAGGCAUGGGGUCGCAAAUUCGGCGCUUCGGGUAUGAAGGGAGACGGCAAGCAGGCGUAG
Messenger RNA from Anthostomella pinea, 1029 nucleotides. Lineage: Eukaryota; Fungi; Ascomycota; Sordariomycetes; Xylariales; Xylariaceae. The record is from the annotation of a GenBank genome assembly.